AUGGCCUUCAAUAUGACUUCGGACGGCUCGCCCACUCCCCGCAAAGGUCCUGCCCGAUUCAACAUGCCUCAUGGAGACCUGAGGGUCGACACUUCACCAGAGGUACUGGGCCAGCUCAACGGCAGUAGCCAGAACUGCUUCCCAUACGGUCUUCACCCUUCUUUUGGCUCGUCAUUGACAUCCAACUCGCAGGGUCUGAAGCGGCCGCUCGGUACUUCCACCAUGGGCAACAUCGGCAUGCCUUCAAUGCAGCAGCAACAGCAGCAGCAGCACUUCGGCAGCUCCAAGAACAAGGGUGACAACUACCAGGAUAAGUCCGUCAUGGACUCGCUCUUGCAGCGUCUGCAUGAGCGGUCAUCGCCUGAUGAUUCAUACAAGUCCUCCUCCAGCAGCUCGGUUCCCAUCACGCCAGCCACCGAGGAUUACGCGAGCACGCCACCUACGAUGGCCUCUGCGGACUCUUCCAUUCUAGUCAAUGCAUCGGAGCUGCACAAGAUUAGGGAAGAGCUACAAGCUGCCAAGGACAAGAUCGCUCGUAUGAAUCAGGAUGCCCACAGCCACCUCGUUGCCAGGUCCACGAUGGAACAUCUCAGCCAGUCGUCCGAAGCCGAUUACGGAUACAACAUUGGUGAGGUUACGGAGCAGACGCUUGCACAGUUGCAGAACAACUUCAACGCUUCCACCCGUGCUAAUGACGGCUGGGGCAACCAGUCGGCUCGUCCACCCUACAACACGAACAACAACUUUGGUUCUCAGUAUCAGGCCCAAGCCCAGACCCAAGCUCGACCACCGAUCCUUGUCGGCCAGUCCACAGCUCGACGAGGCAGCGGCUUCCUCAACGAACCUACUCACUUUCCUCUUGACCAGGGCUUCCGCGGCGGUGGCAUGAACAACGGCAUGGGCAGCUUCAUGGGCAACGGUAUGGCCGCAAGCUUCAACGCUGGCUACAGCAACGGAAUGAGCAACCCACCGAGCCGCCCGGACUCUGCCUUCGACCCCGCUUACAACCAGUAUGGCGGACUGCCCAUGCAAGCUGCAAACUAUUCUACUCCGAUUGGAACUCUCGGUGGAAGCAGGCUUUCUCCUGUUGCAAACGAGUUCGACGUGUCCACUGGCAUGGGUCCUUCACCAUGGAACUCUCAGGCUCCCAGUGAGACCGGUAGCUCGCAAUAUAUGCCGCCUGUCGAACCCUUGAACUACCGCCGGCUGUUGGAUCGCAACAUGAGCUGCAACUGGAAGUACAUUGUCGACAAGAUCAUCUGCAACAACGAUCAGCAGGCUUCGAUAUUUCUCCAGCAGAAGCUCAAGGUCGGCACGCCAGACCAAAAAUACGACAUUGUCGAAGCCAUCAUCGCCCAGGCUUACUCCUUGAUGAUCAACCGCUUCGGAAACUUCCUGGUUCAGCGCUGUUUCGAGCACGGCACGCCAGACCAGAUCAUUGCCAUUGCUCAAGCAAUCCGUGGCAAUACGCUUGCUCUCAGCAUGGAUGCUUUCGGCUGCCACGUCAUUCAGAAGGCUUUCGACUGCGUUCCCGAAGAGUACAAGGCCACCAUGGUUCACGAAUUGCUUCGUCGCAUCCCAGAGACUGUCAUUCACCGCUACGCAUGUCACGUUUGGCAGAAGCUGUUCGAGCUGCGCUGGAGCGACUCACCGCCACAGAUCAUGCGCUACGUCAACGAGGCCCUCCGUGGCAUGUGGCACGAAGUCGCUUUGGGUGAGACUGGCAGUCUUGUCGUUCAGAAUAUCUUUGAGAACUGCCUGGAGGAGGACAAGCGUCCUUGCAUCAACGAGGUACUUGCUAGCAUCGACGUGAUUGCUCAUGGCCAAUUCGGCAACUGGUGCAUCCAACAUAUCUGUGAGCACGGUGCUCCUGCCGACCGCAGCCGUGCCAUCGAUCACAUCCUCCGCUUUGCGACCGAGUACAGCAUGGACCAGUACGCAUCUAAGGUCAUCGAGAAGUGUCUGAAGAUCGGCAACACCGACUUCUUAGAUCGCUACUUGGAGCGUGUCUGCGAAGGUCGCCCCGACCGCCCCCGUAUGCCUCUGAUCGAUAUCGCUGGAGAUCAAUUUGGCAACUACCUCAUCCAGUACAUUUUGACCAACAGCAGUGCACAACACCGCGAGAUUGUCGGCAGCCACAUCCGCAAGCACAUGGUCUCCCUCCGCGGCUCGAAGUACGGCUCGCGCGUCGCCAUGCUGUGCUGCAACCCCGCCGUCACCACACGCCCCGGCCCACCUGCUGGUAUGGUGCCUCGCUACAACGCCCCCGUUGGUCGCACUACCGCCUUUCCCGGCACCUUCCGCUGA
Didymella exigua CBS 183.55 is the source of this 2307-nucleotide messenger RNA. RefSeq names its product pumilio-family RNA binding repeat domain-containing protein. Gene Ontology annotation, biological process: post-transcriptional regulation of gene expression. The transcript is spliced from 5 exons. Gene Ontology annotation, molecular function: mRNA 3'-UTR binding. Bases 1 to 2307 code for a protein of 768 amino acids. Gene Ontology annotation, cellular component: cytoplasm. The record is from RefSeq and is a predicted model, not a curated record. Lineage: Eukaryota; Fungi; Ascomycota; Dothideomycetes; Pleosporales; Didymellaceae.